AUGUCACAACAAAAUGACGAGGCAUGCCUUCAAUCCUCCGGGAUUAAUAACGAAAUUCCCGAGAACGUCGCACAAUUUCAAUCCCAACUAUCCUCUCAAUCCCUCGAAAUCAUUAAUCAAAUAUUUCCACAGAAAAUUCUUGAAUUAAGUCGAUUGUUAAAUGUUCAUACUAACUUGCGUGUCGCUUCCCAAUCUGUUGAUUACGAUGAAAGCUCGAUCUCACGGAAUUCCUCUUUCUCUAUUUAUUCAUACGUCGAUAUUCCCGCACCUGAUCCUAUUGUUGGCGAAGGAUCGGAUAAUUCAUUUUCGCGUAAACGACCUAGAAAUGAUACUGACGGUGAAGGCCUUGAUGCUGACGAUAAGAAAAUUGAUGAAAACGUAGAAGAAAAUCCUUGGUAUUCGGUCGUCGAAAAUGAUCAACCGCCACUAAAUCUGGACGGGAAGGAUUACCAUUGCAUAAAAGAAUUACAAAAAAUUCUUGAAGAUGAAAUUUCUUGUUUGAUUGAGUAUUGUUGCAUACUGAGGGCAUGGAUAUUAUUUAAAUACCCAAGGAUAGAUACAGAGGAAAAUCUCAAAGUGUCGGCAAUCGAAGAAAUGGCGGCCGAGUUGUCACGUGUUGAAGACAGCUCCUUCGUAUUUUUGAACAACAUCACAAGGUUUUAUGUCGCGCGCGUUAAAUUAAUCAAAAAAAUCCAUAAACAUCCGACGAUCCAAGAUAACCUCAACGCUCUUAUUCACUUUGAUCAUCAACAUUUAAUUGAUGUUCGCUAUCAGCUCCGAGAUACGUGCAACACUUAUGCCAUUAUCCAUGAUAUGUUAAAGAAGAACAUGUAUCAUCUGGAAGGUUAA
Molecule: messenger RNA, 849 nt
Organism: Acaulospora morrowiae
Lineage: Eukaryota; Fungi; Glomeromycota; Glomeromycetes; Diversisporales; Acaulosporaceae
Source: the annotation of a GenBank genome assembly